CCAGAAGGCCUUUCCUCUUUCUCUGCCUUUCGCGAUCCACUCAAACGCCAUUUACGACGAGGAGAGAGACAAAGACUGGUGAAGACUAACUACUCAGCACGAUUCUACGUUGGCACUUAUGCUCAUUUUCAUAAUAUCUAACUAAAUAUUUCGGUGUAAAUGAAUCAAAGUCUCAGCAAUGAAAGGCACAUACUUCUAAAACACGUGAAAAUAAUUAAUUUUAAAAACAAAAAGUUGUGUGUGACUCUGAAGAUCAGGGUGCGAUUGAAUGUUCGAUUUUCAAAAUCUCUACGAAAUCGUUAAGAUAAUUCUAAUACUCAUCGAGCUGCGAUCUUAAACAUAAUGACAUCAACCACAAUCAAGGAUAAACCUCCGGUGAUUACAGUAUGCAAACAAGAAUUAUACGAGCAUUGGCUGAAAAAUGCUCCAAAGAUUAUGUUCGGUGAACAUCAACUAUCUAUUGAAAUAAGUGAAAUCGAUGAGUUCUUCAUCCAGAAGGCCAAGAAAGAUUUACGGGAGACGCCAGAAAUUGUUGCUCAAGGUUUCAAGGAAUUAAAAGAGCUGCUUGCAGGAGAACCUGAUCUGCAAGUACCGGACAUAGAUGACUUCUACAUAAUGUUCUUGCGACCAUGUAAAUGGUAUGCGAAAAGCGCUUUCUCGCUUAUAAAACGAUACUAUCGGUUCCGCUUAAAUUAUCCACACAUAUAUACCGAUUUGCUGGUCACCAAACAGAAGACUGCACUUUGCGCCGGUUUAAUAUAUCCAUUGCCGAUUCGUACUCAAAAGGGAAGCAGAGUGCUAAUAGUCGAAGCCGGAAAACGAUGGAAACCGAAGGAGGUGUCGAUCAAUGACUUUUUCAAAGGCAUGUUAUUGAUUUUAUAUCUAGCGAUGGUGGAAUACAAAACUCAGGUUUGGUAAAAAAAUAUUUCUUUGAUAGAUUUAAGA
Molecule: messenger RNA, 945 nt
Organism: Atta colombica
Lineage: Eukaryota; Metazoa; Arthropoda; Insecta; Hymenoptera; Formicidae
Exons: 4
Coding region: 343-918 (191 amino acids)
Cellular component (GO): membrane
Molecular function (GO): phosphatidylinositol bisphosphate binding
Source: RefSeq, a predicted model, not a curated record